Molecule: messenger RNA, 813 nt
Organism: Sporothrix brasiliensis 5110
Lineage: Eukaryota; Fungi; Ascomycota; Sordariomycetes; Ophiostomatales; Ophiostomataceae
Product: pheromone precursor protein
Exons: 1
Coding region: 1-813 (270 amino acids)
Source: RefSeq, a predicted model, not a curated record
AUGAAGACCGCCGCCGUCUUCACCAUCCUCGCCGUCGGUGCCUCGGCUGCCGCCGUUGCGGAGGCCGAGGCCUACUGUCAGCAGGCCGGCCAGUCGUGUUACCAGGUCAAGCGCGCAGCUGAGGCGUUCGCCGAGGCCAUUGCCGACCUGGGCGCUCCGGAAGCUGGUGUCUCGCGCCGCUCGCUGUCCUUUGGCGGCGUGCACAACAACGCCAUUCGCGCCAUCGACGGCCUGGCCUCCAUCGUCGCAUCCACCCAGUACAACCCCCGCUCCUUCUACUCGGAUCUGUCCCUCGAGUCCCACUUCCCCGUCCCCGUCGAGGAGCCCGUGACGAAGCGUGAGGCUGAGGCCGACGCCGAUGCCGACGCACAAAAAUACUGUCCCCUGCCCGGCCAGCCGUGCUGGAAGAACAAGCGCGAGGCCGACGCCGCGGCCGACGCCGAGGCCCAGAAGUACUGCCCCCUGAAAGGCCAGUCCUGUUGGAAGGCCCGCCGCGCCGCCGAGGCCGUCAUCAACGCCAUUGAGGGCGGUUCCGUCCAGAAGCGCGAGGCGGAGGCCGACGCCGACGCCGAGGCCGAUGCCCAGAAGUACUGCCCCCUCAAAGGCCAGUCGUGCUGGAAGUACAAGCGCGAGGCCGAGGCGGAUGCCGAGGCCCAAAAGUAUUGCCCCCUGAAGGGCCAGUCCUGCUGGAAGCGCAACGUCGGCACCCGCUGCUACGCCCCCGGCGGUGCCUGCGCCAACGCCAGCCGCGACCUGCACGCCAUCUACAACGCCGCCCGCUCCGUCAUUGAAAGCCUCCCAAAGGCAGAGUAA